CCCCCCUCCCGCCAUCACCACAGCGGUCGCCGCCCCUCACCGCAGCCCCAGGCCGCGCCCGGACUGCGGCCGCUCCGACCCCGCCUGCGGCCCAGGUUUUACCAAGAGACAGUACAUCUAACACUUAACUUGGAUCAUCAGCUUCAAAAUCAGAACAGCCCCCAAAACUGACAUCUGAUCUGAAAGAAAAAGCUGUGACAAAUGGACAAUAUGUCUAUUACUAACACACCAACAAGUAAUGAUGCUUGUCUGAGCAUUGUUCACAGCUUGAUGUGCCAUCGACAAGGUGGAGAGAGUGAAACUUUUGCAAAACGCGCAAUUGAAAGUUUAGUUAAAAAGCUAAAGGAGAAAAAAGAUGAAUUGGAUUCUUUGAUUACAGCUAUAACCACAAAUGGAGCUCAUCCUAGCAAGUGUGUUACAAUACAGAGAACGCUGGAUGGGAGGCUUCAGGUGGCUGGUCGCAAGGGAUUCCCUCAUGUGAUUUAUGCUCGUCUUUGGAGGUGGCCUGAUCUUCAUAAAAAUGAACUCAAGCAUGUUAAAUAUUGUCAGUAUGCUUUUGACUUAAAAUGUGACAGUGUCUGUGUAAAUCCUUACCAUUAUGAGCGUGUAGUAUCGCCUGGCAUUGAUCUCUCAGGACUGACACUACAGAGUUCUGCUCCAUCAAGCAUGCUGGUGAAAGACGAAUACGUUCAUGACUAUGAGGGGCAGCCAUCACUGUCUUCUGCAGAAGGCCAUUCAGUCCAGACCAUCCAGCAUCCACCAAGUAACAGGGCAUCUAAUGAGCCUUAUAGCACCCCAGCCAUGUUAGCUCCUACUGAGGCUAGCACUACCAGCACCACUAAUUUUCCCAACAUUCCUGUGGCUUCAACAAGUCAACCUACCAGUAUAUUGACAGGUAGCCAUAGUGAUGGACUCUUACAGAUUGCUUCAGGGCCUCAGCCAGGAACUCAGCAGAAUGGGUUUACAGCUCAGCCAGCUACUUACCAUCACAAUAGUACUACAACUUGGACCGGAAGUCGGACAGCAGCCUACACACCUACCAUACCUCACCACCAGAAUGGCCAUCUUCAGCAUCAUCCACCUAUGCAUCCUGGACAUUACUGGCCAGUUCACAAUGAACUUGCAUUCCAGCCUCCUAUAUCAAAUCAUCCUGCUCCAGAAUAUUGGUGUUCAAUCGCUUAUUUUGAAAUGGACGUGCAAGUUGGGGAAACAUUUAAGGUCCCUUCAAGCUGUCCGAUUGUGACUGUUGAUGGAUAUGUGGAUCCUUCUGGAGGAGAUCGCUUUUGCCUGGGCCAGCUUUCCAACGUGCAUAGAACAGAAGCCAUUGAGAGAGCAAGGUUGCACAUAGGUAAGGGAGUGCAGCUGGAGUGCAAAGGGGAAGGUGACGUGUGGGUUAGAUGCCUCAGUGACCACGCGGUCUUCGUCCAGAGUUACUACCUGGAUAGAGAAGCAGGGCGUGCUCCAGGGGAUGCUGUUCACAAGAUUUACCCAAGUGCAUAUAUAAAGGUGUUUGACUUGCGCCAGUGCCAUCGUCAGAUGCAACAGCAGGCUGCCACUGCCCAAGCUGCUGCUGCCGCUCAGGCUGCAGCGGUAGCAGGAAACAUCCCUGGACCAGGUUCAGUAGGUGGAAUAGCCCCAGCCAUUAGUUUGUCAGCUGCUGCUGGAAUUGGUGUAGAUGAUCUUCGCCGCUUAUGCAUACUCAGGAUGAGUUUUGUGAAAGGUUGGGGACCUGAUUACCCAAGGCAGAGCAUCAAAGAGACACCGUGCUGGAUUGAAAUUCACUUACACCGUGCGCUCCAGCUUCUAGAUGAAGUACUUCAUACCAUGCCUAUUGCAGACCCACAACCUUUAGACUGAGAUCCUUGUGCUGCACUGCUGUGGGCCAUUAUAUUGUGAGGAUGGUGGAUUGUAAAAUACAAUUCUGUUUAUAACCUGAAGAUAUAUUUUACUUUUGUUCUGCUUAAUCUUCUUAAAACAGGUUUUAAAAAUGCGUUUGCCGCCUUGCUCUUAGCAGAAAGAAACUGAACAUGCGGAAUUUGAAUUUCAGUUAUUUUCAGAACUUAAAUGUUGUAAUACAGGGCUUAAAGUGAAAGGUAAAUGCCUUAUAGAGACUUCACAGUGUUGGGUUUGUUCCCUGCGAAAAUUUUCCUUCUCUAUUGUGGCAUCUUGGUGAUAAGCCUCACAGGAGCCUUUUGUAUGCAGAAUAUAUAUUAUAUAUAUAUUUAUAUCUGAAAAUUCCUUCUAGUAGUUACAAGCAUUUACCUUAUAGCAGCUUUACAAUUCAGACUGAUUUGUGGUGUUCUUUUUAGGGAACAAUGGUUAACAGAAGACUUCUUUAUUUUGUUGACUAUCUUAUGAUUUUUCCAGAUUAAAACAUAGAAGCUGCCAAAAAUUGAGGGAUGAGACAUACGUUGUUGGCAUUGAUCUGAAAUACCAAGGAAAAGAAACGUGGCUUUUCCUUCACUAGUUUUUAAAAAAGAUAUCUUUAGAUUUUUAUUUAUAUUGACACAUGAGUUUUAAAACACUAAAGGAAAUGGAUACUUUCAGUGCUGGCACUCAGACCUAACAUGAAAUACCCAGUCUCCCACUGAAGUUGCCACUGAAAUUGCAUAUCGAGUACCUAAUGGCAGGAACAUAUUUUCAUAAUUACUACUGACUUCUGUGAUUUUACUCAAGUAAAACCUGGCAGGUAUUUUAAAAAGUUGCAUGAUUCUUUUUACUUGCAUAUACCAUUAAAUCAUGUAUAAUAAUAACACAUCAAUAUUUAGGAUUUGGUUUUUUGUAUCUGUUCACCAUUUACACUCAGGGCAAGAUGGCAAACUUGUUUUUAUACCUCUCGGUUAUUUUAAGCCCUAUGCCAUCAAUGACCGUAUCAAUUGGCAAUGACUUUGUAUAGAGAAUUUACAGUAGAAAAAAACCUGCAAAUGUAUUGACUGUAUGACAGAUACAAUAUGUAUGCUUUCUCUCUAGCUAAUAGUAUAAAUAAAAUUAUGAAAACCCUGAUUUUUAUAAAUUUAAUUUGCUUCUGUUAUGUAAUUUUGCACCAUGAAAUCAUUGAUCUGGAGUGAUGAAUUAAUGUCCUUUGCAAGAUGAGCAGCAGCAGCCAGUAGUGGUAGGAAUUUUUCUUGGCCAUGAAGCCAGUCCAGUUUUUCUUCCUUUCACUGCUUCUCGAUGGAAGUGUGUCCUGAGGGUAUGUGCUUUGGCUCUUUGAUGGGGCAUGAGGAGAGAGCAGGAAUUCCUUAUUUUCUCCCAUGUAUGUGUAGAGAGCUCAGUUAAGCAGGCUUAGAAGUACGUAGACUCCAGCUUAAAUCUCUCAAGCCAUGCCUGUUUGGUCUGCCUGUCAUGCUGUUCUGAGCCGACCUGGCAGCACAGCUGUAGUGGUUAACAUAAGUAGAAGACUUGGAAGAGAUUAUUCGGAAGCUUUUUGCCAAGUUUCUUGCAUAGUUUCAGGAAUCUGCUUAGGGCUGUGACACACAGUGCUUAGGUGCUGCUUUCCCCGUGUGCUGACAUUCUUAGGAAGGCAGUCAGCAGUCACUGUUUCUGUCUUAGCAACAGCCAGAAAUGGAUGAGUUUUCUCUGUAUUUUCAUUAACAGUGUUGCCUUCUUCAGACUUGCCUCUAAUGAGAUCAUUGUUGGGUGGGUUUUUUCACCUCUUUGCAGCAACUUCUUGGUGUUUGGAAAAACAGUGUUUGCUUUUCUCAAGGCUUUCGGUUUAAAACCUUUUUCAUUUCUCUUUCUUAAUGAUGCAGUUUGUCUGAAAAGCAAGCUUCUUGAAGAGCACUGUGAUUAGAGGCUUCUGACUACAUCCUCAGAGAAGCUUAUUAACCUGCAGCUCAGUAACACUUCAUCCACAACUGAAAACUUGAUCUGGGGGAAGAAAUGAAAAUCUGACCACACAUUCUUCUUGCCAGCCUCCCCUUUGAAUUGCCAGUCCUGCUCUUACAGUGGGGUUCGAGAUUCCUCAGGUUUUGGGAAGUGCCUUCUGUCUGAUCAAUUUCUUGUAAUAGACCGUUUGUUUGGUUAGGAGGCCAUGUGCUUAUGCUCUGUUUAACUUAGUGGUUUUCCAAGGUGCUCAUCUUGGUGGAUGACUGAUCUGUGUAUGGCUACUUCACAGAAAACCUUUUGUACCAGUUGCUCUCAUUUUGAUUGUGCCAAAUUUUGAUAAAACUGGGAAAGGUUGUUGAUUUUCUUGCCUCUAUUACAGUCGGAAAGAAUUCAGCUGUUAAAGAGUACUUCUCUUUUUGCAGAUGUUUUUCAAAUCUCCUUAAGCCUCUACCUGCAGUGAAUGGUACCCCUGGUGUUGUAUUUAGAUGGCCAGGAAUGUUCAGGAUAGAGCAACAAAAUAAUGUCAUAUGAGUUUAUUGGAACCAAGAAAUCAGGCUCCACAUGAGAAACCUGAACAUCGUGUAAGUAAGUCAGUAAAGAUACUGAAAUGGCAUUCAUCUUCUCCAGCAGGCCAUUACUGAUAAGGUGCAGCUGUAACUGUUGAAGGGCAAAAUGAGAGACAUAGUUUUUAAUACACCUUUAAUGUAAUUUCUGUGCUUUUAUUUCUUACCACGAGGCAUAGAAGGCAGCACAUAGCGAAUUGGAAACCCUUCAGCAGCAACACAUUGAAUCUCUGACAGUCCUGCGUUUACAUCUCUUUCUCAGAUUCAAGGAAGAGCUACAGCUCCUUGACAGCCGUGACGGUCCCCAUACGUGCCGUAGGCAGGGAUGUCGGAGUCGCAUCUCUUCAGCUCUGAAUGUCUCAGGUUCAGUGAGCUCAACAAGUACAUUUUUCAACCAGCAGUCUCCUGCUUGUGAUCCUGUGCCUGUGCCUGCUCUGCUGACUUCUCUCGGUGAAGUAAUCACCCCUGUGCUUCUCACCCUCACUUACGUGCUCCUCAAGCCCAGCAUUGUGCGUGGGGCACUGUGUAAUUUCACUGAAGAGCUGCGAUUAGCACCGGAAGCUUUAGCCGGCUUUAGCCGUGUUAUUGUAAGCGGUGUUAUUGUGUGUUAUUGAAAGCGAGGGCGUUUGAAGUUAACACAGAGUAGAGGUGUAGGAGAGGAAGCCUUUUAUGCUGGAAUGGUUUUAAGUUACUCAGUUCUAACAGGAACACUAACUGGACUCCCCUCUGUGAUACAAAUCACUUCAUUAACAGCUUAUGCCUACAGGAGACCGGGGAAGAGCUCUGGCUGCUUUAUAGAUGGAGACCUCAAGUACAGAGGAGACAAGACAGUCUCUCCCAGCCACAGAACAGGUCUGUAGCAGCAGUAGUCAUUGAACCUGUGUCCAACUCCUGUGCCUUACCUUUGAGACCAUCUUCUUGUGACACUUCCAACGACGACAGCAUCCUCUCUGCGUAGCUCAGGAAUGACUGCCUCAGUUCUUUUACUAGGAACCAUUGAAAACAAUUCCAAUGCCAGUGUGUAUAGGGGAGCUCCUGCCCCUGAACCCUUCAAAUGUUGUUUACGUCUUGGUGGUGGUCUUUAUUGACACCUCUCUAAUCUCUUCUUGGAAGAGUAAGCGCUUUAGAAAGGACUGUCUCCUUGACCUGCGUCUGUACUCUGCUGCGCAGGGUGACUGGGCUCGCUGGUCACUUCUCUAAUGCAGCCAGUUAAAAGAGAGCCAGAUGGGUCUGCCUCUAAGUGGGAUUCAGGCUUGGUCUAAGAAAUCCUCUUUCCUCCCCACCCUCCUCCCGUCAGGCCUCAAGCUACUUCGCAUCUGCUCUAAAGUUGCGAGAUGUUUCGUUGUCAGGUAUUGAGAAGGACACAGUUUUUGGGAGGUGACUUUCUUUUUUGUUGUUUUAAAAGACAUAAACAUUAAAAGCGAUAGACUUGCCUGGCCCUGCAUAUGCCAGGAGCAUUUCCAUGACUCGCAGCAGGUUUUUGGGGGGCACAGUGCUGUGGUUGGGACUGAGAUUUGCAAGUUCCCGAUCUUAGGUGUGCAUGUUACUCAUGAGCACUAAGCUGGUCGCUCCUUCCCCUGUUGCAGUUUACUCAUCUCCUUGUUCCUGGGCAGGAAAGGGAAACCAAUGGAAAGCAUUUCUCCAGCAGUCAUGGGGGAGAUGGGUGCUGUGUGUACUCUUCUGUCACAUCACCACCUCCAGAAUGCUCUGCUCUGCUCGACAGCGUUUCUGAAGGGAUCAGGGGGGUGUGAGCGUGUGUUUGGGGCUGCUGAGGUCCCCAGGAGCUGCCCUGGCUUCUCGCUUGGUGAGACCUGGUGGAAAGCAGAGCUGCUGCCCGUGAAAACCUAAGAGAUUCUGGCACUGUUGGCUGCUGUUGUGCCUUGGUACCAUCACUCCUAAAUUUACAGUACUUGAGCCUUCCGAGCUCACCAGAAUCACCCAGUGCUUUCCUGUUCCGGUACCUUUUCCUGUGUCUUGGUGAAGUUUGGUACCACCACGAAGCUCUGAUUGAGCCGGGUUGAGAGCUGGAAAGCACCAGAACCCAAAACUCACCAUGAGAGGUUUUUUUUUAGCACGAAAGCCUAGCUAAGCGUUUCUGCUUUCAGCCAUUGCCUUUUGAUAAGCGGUCAACGGAAUUCCCAGUAGUUCCUUUGUAGCUUACUGUAUGUUUUUCAUUAGACCUAGUUUGUGGAUAAUAUACUGUAGUUAACUUUCCUGAAAUUCUGUAACAGAGUAUGUUUUUGAUUAAAAAAGGUUAAAGAGUCAA
This is a messenger RNA of Pezoporus flaviventris, 6654 nucleotides long. RefSeq names its product SMAD family member 4 (gene SMAD4). Gene Ontology annotation, biological process: regulation of transcription by RNA polymerase II; BMP signaling pathway; anatomical structure morphogenesis. The record is from RefSeq and is a predicted model, not a curated record. Gene Ontology annotation, molecular function: DNA-binding transcription factor activity, RNA polymerase II-specific; RNA polymerase II cis-regulatory region sequence-specific DNA binding; I-SMAD binding. Bases 202 to 1857 code for a protein of 551 amino acids. Gene Ontology annotation, cellular component: heteromeric SMAD protein complex. The transcript is spliced from 12 exons. NCBI's taxonomy places the organism in Eukaryota, Metazoa, Chordata, Aves, Psittaciformes, Psittacidae.